AUGCUUAGAUAUCUGAGAAAUUGCACAGUACAUGCAGACUUCCAACUCUUGGCAUUUUUUGGUUUUACAAAUAUUCAAUAUCUGCUCUUCUCUGGGAUUUUAGUGAUGUUCAUCUUUGCUGUCCUUGGAAACACGCUUAUUACAACAAUUGUGUGUCUGGUUAGUCAGCUUCACACCCCCAUGUAUUUUCUGCUUUGUAAUCUUUCUGUUCAGGACAUUGUUUAUGUCUGUGCUAUUUUACCAAAAGUUUUGGCUAUUACAUUAACAGGAGACAACAGAAUAUCUUACCCGGACUGUAUCACCCAAAUGUUCUUCUUUACUUUCUGUGUUGGAACAGAAUUUUUCCUGCUGACCACUAUGGCUUAUGACCGCUACGUGGCCAUCUGUGUUCCUCUGCGCUACUCCCUCAUAAUGAACAGAGUGGUGUGCGUUCUUUUGGUUACUAUUUGUUGGUUUGUUGGCAUUUUGAAUUCCUUAACUCAUGCUUUGCUUAUUUCUAAGUUAUCAUUCUGCUUUUCCCAAGAGCUGGACCAUUUCUACUGUGAUCUGAAAACUCUAAUAAAGCUCUCUAGCAGCGACACCACACAUAUUCAGAUCUUACUUUCUGUGGAAUGUGUAUUUUUGGGCUUUCUUCCUUUUAUGCUUAUAUUGGCUUCCUACGCAUGUAUCAUAUCAGCCAUAUUAAAGAUUCGUACGUCAACAGGAAGAAUUAGGGUCUUCUCCAGUUGCUCUUCGCACCUCACUGUUGUGUUUCUCUUUUAUGUUACAUCUCUGAGUUUUUAUGUGAAACCAGAGACAGGAAAAUCUCAAGAAGACAAGCUAGUUUCCUUGCUCUACACUGCUGUGGUCCCCAUGCUAAACCCUUUAGUUUACAGUCUAAGGAAUCAUGAUGUUUUGAGAGCCAUUAAGAACUUUGUGGGAAGAGACGAUUUAAUGUCAAUUUCAUGA
Molecule: messenger RNA, 948 nt
Organism: Pelobates fuscus (common spadefoot toad)
Lineage: Eukaryota; Metazoa; Chordata; Amphibia; Anura; Pelobatidae
Product: olfactory receptor 5V1-like
Exons: 1
Coding region: 1-948 (315 amino acids)
Biological process (GO): G protein-coupled receptor signaling pathway
Cellular component (GO): membrane
Molecular function (GO): olfactory receptor activity; G protein-coupled receptor activity; odorant binding
Source: RefSeq, a predicted model, not a curated record